Molecule: messenger RNA, 1761 nt
Organism: Naegleria fowleri
Lineage: Eukaryota; Heterolobosea; Eutetramitea; Acrasida; Naegleriidae
Exons: 2
Coding region: 1-1761 (586 amino acids)
Biological process (GO): protein phosphorylation
Molecular function (GO): ATP binding; protein kinase activity
Source: RefSeq, a predicted model, not a curated record
AUGUGGAGAAAGAAACAAAUUGAAAAUAUUAAACAACAACAACAACACACAGCAGCUGCAGCCGACACUCCUCAAUCGGUAUCACCACUGAGUAAACCCAACCUUCUAACCAAAAUUCAAAUUCAGGAAAUUAUACAAAAACAAGUUUCAAUACCCAUCGAUAGACACUCAGUGGCCGAUGAUGAAAUUAAUGGAAGAGGCGACGACUGUUCGAUAUCUUCAUCAAGUACCGGAACUACGAACUACUGCUUGUAUUAUUUCACGGAACUAAACUUUCCUGACGUGAACAAUUUGCUCGUGUUUGAACUUCGCUUCUCAACACAAAUUAUUACUCCUGUACAAAAACUUCAAAUCAUUAAUGCUUCAAAAGGAGAAAACAAAAAACCCAUUGAAAACACAGAUGACAUGGAUAGAGAUGAGGAUGUGUUGCCAUGUCCUACUGAGUCUUCGCUGAACUAUACUCAUUAUAAAUUUGCAGUGACUGUUCCUCCUGAAUUUCCAAACAAGAAUUUGAGUAUAUCAUUGAUAAGCAUUCAUGGACAAGGAAUAACGGAUAGUGUCACGCGACAACAAGGUGCAAGUCCUUCCGCUGACAUUAGCAACAACGUCACAGCAGCUGGGGCAUUUCAAAACAAAACCUCAAAUUUCACCCAUCAACAAUCUAUACAGUAUUGUGUUGUUGACAGCCAACUCAGAUCCUCACACAACGAUUCAUCCUUGAUAUCAGUAACUGAGGUAAUCAAGUUUUUGAAAAAACUUAUUUUUGAUGCCGAAAAGAGAAAUUUUGAAUCUCAACAAGGUGAUACUCUUUCCAUGCUAUUUGGAAAUGAUAAAGACCUGCUCACACAGCUAGAGAGUCAAUAUUUCUUACCAGAUUAUGAUUCAAUGGUGAUAGAAGAAAAAAGUCUUAUUUUUUCAAAACCAGAACAGCUUGAAUCGUGGAAGAGAGAAGCUCUCUUGCUUUGUACAUUGAAACAUCCAUCUAUUGUUGAUCAUAUUGGAUAUGGCCUUCGAGCUGACAAAUUUCAAUUCAAAAUUCUAAUGGAGCACUGCAAAUAUGGAUUCCUUUAUGACAUUCUUUUUAAACCACCAGCAAAGAAAAAAUCAAGUUUAGACACAAACAACUUGAAAGAGCAAUUAAGGGAUCCAGAGAUCAUUUAUAGAGUUGCUAUUAGCGCUGCAAAGGCAUUGCAUUAUUUACAUACCGAAAAGAAAAUGAUUUAUGUUAACGUGAAUAGCGCGAACAUUAUGCUUGCUGAUGAAUUCCAAACCAAGUUCUUGGUGGACUCAAGUACUUGCUAUGUGUGUAAUCUAGCAGCAUCAGGACCAAUCAGCGACAUUUCGCCGUCACAAUCAACUGAAAAUCUUAUUAUUCCACCUGCAUUAAUCAAAUAUUACAAUCCAAAUGUUAGUUCUGCAGAAACAGCAGUACUGGUGCAGUAUAAAUCACCAGAGCAAAUUUUAUUACCUAAACGGAAGUACUUACUCACUUCGGCUGUGGACAUUUUUGCGUUUGGUAUUGUCCUAUAUGAAAUAUUUACACAGAGGAAUCCAUGGAAAGGUACACAACCCAAGACAAUUUUAGAGAAGGUUGCUAAUGGAGAACGACCCGAAUUGUCUCCUCAACUUGUUAUUGUUCCUCAACAAUUAGAGAUUGUAGAAUUAAUUUCAUGGUGUUGGAAACAGGAUCCCUCAGAGAGACCAAAUAUUUCUCAAGUACUGAAUGCAUUGACACAAUUAUCCUGUAAGAAAGCACAAUAA